AUGAAGGAAUGGGUCCUGGAGUUCCAGGAGCUUCCCACUGGGCCCCACAGCUCCUUCCGCGACGCUCUCGCGGCCAGGGGCUAUGAGGGCGCGCUCUUCCUCGGCCCCGGCCAGGAGAAGGUUGGGGUUGGCCUUUUCUGGCAGCGCGAGCGUGCAUCCAUGGUGGACACCUUUCCAAAGGACCAGGUCGUGCCAUGCGGUAUGGAGACAGGCUCUUAUGGCAACGUCGACCUGAAAGAAGCAGGGCUCAGGGACAUGGACAGGCGUCUGGCCGGCUUUGUCAAGCUGACUGUAGAUGAGCUCCCCACUCUUUUGUGUGGCACUCACCUGAUGACAGGUUCGCGCGACAAAGAAGGCAAGAUUCGUCAGCAGGAGCUAGUGACGAUUGCAGAUCUGAUGAAGGCGUGGGCAGAUCCUGGCGCAGGAGUCAUUCUCUGCGGGGAUUUCAACGUGAAUUCCCGUGGAUUUUUGGAGGAGCACAUCUGGGAAGGAACUGGCUAUGUGCGAGACUCCGACACCAAGGCAAACCGUUUUUGCUGGCAGCGAAGUGGUGCUUCACCACUCAUACUUCGCGACGCUUUCGAUUCCUGCUACGGGGAUGAGGCCUGCUCGUCGACUCGAACGGGCACGCGCCUGGAAACCAUCGACUACAUAUUUUUCGACGAGGAGGCCUACACUCUCUUGGACAGCUCGAAGUUGCGGUGUCCGGAGCAGCCAAUGCCGAAUGCAGAGGAACCCUCCGACCACAUUCCUGUUUGCGGGAUCGCAGCAGACCCCGUGCAGAACGUGAGCCAACUGUCCUUGGCAGCUGUUGUUGUAUCUGCUUGCGUUCGACGCGGGGAGGUCGCCGCUGUUGGCGGCUGGUCAACAAGCUUGCGGGUGAAGCAGGCACCGCUUCGUUUCUUGCUGGCGCCACUCCGCCUGCAGCACACCCUAAGUGCGGUCCAGGAUGUAGCUGCGGUGCUGGAGGUUGGAGCAGGCGGUCCAGAAAGACAAGGACAGACAGAAGAUGCGUUUCAACCGGAACCUGCGACGUCCAAAGAAGAGAAGGCGCUGAAGGUGCAUUCUAGCAGAUCUUCUGUCUCUGUGAUGUUCUUGGAGCUCGACCUGGAUGUGGCAGCACCGGUGCUGCAUUGGGAGGAGCAUCUGGAAGAAGCUUUCAUUCUGCGCUUUGGGCGCGUUCGUCUGCGGACCGUGGAGAACAACAGGGAGCCUGAGCUGCGCGUGCCUGAGCCUGCCGAGUUCCCUGUUGCUGCGGUGGGCUGUGCGAUGGCGGCGCCGGCAGCAUGGUGUCUUUUUGAGGAUGCUGGAGUCGUUCUCGGACACGGCGACGUCCUGACAUUCGGAAAGGUCGCAUUGCAGCUGCAGCGCUCGACGGAGGGUCACUACCAGCUCGCGGCAGGCAUCGGAGGUAUUGAAGGAUCCCUUCACACUGAGCUGUCGCGGCGCGUGGCGAAGCUUUCCGAGGCGCUGCAGGCGCUGGUCACGGAAGCUUUGGAAGACCGCGCGGCCAUCGAAGCUCUCCGCCGCCUUCGCGAGGCGUCCCAGCCCAGGAGAUCUCGCUUCUAUUCCGCUUGGGAGAAGUUUGAGAUGCUGGGACCCAUGCAGGAGAAGUCCGCGAACUGCAGCGGCGGCGACGUGGAAGAGGAGGACACAGGUGCGGUGCUAUCUCCGAUGACAGAAGAGGCUUUUUCAGGCUACGGCGUCAAUGCCCCAUGCGCCCCAGCCUUCGUCAGCACUGUGCUGCAUCUGCAGAGCGCCUCGCUGCGCAUCUUCGAACAGCGCCCGCGAGGUACUCAGAGCCAUGCAGUGGCACAUGCUUCUCUAGAAGGUGUCCACUUCCGCGUCCAGCUUUUCCGCGAGCGUGCGGCUGCAAGCUUGCUAUUCACCUCGCUCCAGCUCCAGGCGGCCAGCCUGACACUCCAGUCCCGGCGGCUGCUUACUCCAAGGGCUACAGGUGGAGUGCUGCUCGACAGUUCUGCCUUGGUGCCGCUCCGGGCAGAAGGGUGUGAGCCACUAUUCGGGGUGAAGUUGCAGCAGCUGGCAGUGCUUUACCGCCAGCGCGACAGUGAUGCGCUCUUGCAGCUCCUGCGCUCGGUGUUGAGACCGCUGCAGGCCGCUGAAGGUGCCGGCAGUUCCCAGAGGCCUUCAGUAUCAUCCCUCGACCAGCAACAGGUGGCCGAGACUUUCGGCCUUGAAGCCAAGUGGAAAUGUCCAUUGUUUCGAUGCUGGAUUGGCGCGCCCAAGGUCUUUCUUCCCACGGACCCGACGCUUCGGCGCCGGCGCUCCCUGGGAGAGGCACGCUGCGGUCAUCUUGAGGAGCAGAAUGGCGUUGUCGACUUCAAAGCCAUGCCUGGCGAGGAGUUCAUCGUCAUCGACUUUGGACACGUCAACCUUCAGCGCACCACUCAAAGCCUCGAGACGCUGGACUUGAAGCUGUGCGAGGUGGACCUUCGUAUGGCGGGCAAAACCGGCAAACUUACCUCUGUCCUGCAGCUGCCGGAGACGAAGGCUUCAAAGGGCGCCACCCCCACGACGAUCCGCGUGGAUGCCACACUACGCCAGGGCCGAGAGGGGACCCGCUUCGAGGCUUCGCUGCAACCAUCCGGUGGUGAGCAACUGCAGAUAGUUCUUGGCCGCAGUGACCUCACACGCAUCCUGGAUGUGUUGGCGGAGAACCGCAGCUAUGCCAGCUUUGUCGAGGAGGCGACGGAGGUGGAUGACUCUGCACAGGAGGAGUCCGAGGCCAGCUCCUUCGUCUCAGCCCGUGAGACGCACAGUGCCAGGACACGCAGCCUUGAGGCAGUACCUUCGCCUGCGCCUGUGCAGGCCUCCGUGCGGGCACGUACGCUGGCCACGCUGCGUUCUGCAAGCCAGCUUCCGGACUUGCAGCCAAAGAAGUGGCCAAGCGGAGAAACAAGUCAAGACUCAGCCGGGCAGCCCUUCACAUUACAGUGGUCAAAUCCGGCGGUGCUGCUCAUUCGAGUCCAAUUCACUGAAUCUGCCCCGGUGGCUGCACUUGCGCUCCAAGGGAGUUGCAUCUUUGCGAAGCUGGAUCCCGAUCUCCAGCUAGAGGUUUCUUGCCGGUCAGUGGACAUCGAGGAUCUGCGUUUACGGUCACAGAACGCAGACAAAUCAGUACUCUGCGGAAGCUCUUUCGUCCUUGCCUGGCGCAGUGAGGCAGGCCAGCGGUCGGCACUGUCGAUCCGGCUGAACCGAGCCACGUUACAGGUGCUGCCGAUGCUGUUUGCGGACCUCGCCACCUGGGGCAUUUCGGCUUGGCGACUUUGCGCUUGGGCCCAGUGCCCUUGCGAACCCGAGCAGAGGCUGCCCUGGGACGCUUCCGAGCUGCGCCCGCUGGGCGUGGCCAGUCUGCUGAUCGAGGUCGAGCUGCAAUCUGCAUCGUUUCGCUUGCCGACAGCUUGGGCAGCGCAGCAGGACUACUUUGAGUUCUGCGGGAGCCCGCGGGAGAACGGCGCCGUCUUCUCGGCAUCGCUGCUCAGCUGUGAGGCCGGCCUGGAGUUGACUCGCAUCGCCUUGGAGAGCUGCAAAGUACAGCGUUGCGAUGCACAAGUGCCGAGUGCAGUGCUGUGCAGUGACUUCGGCCUUUCUGCAGCCGGUCGAACCUGGAAUUUGGCGCCAAGAAGAAGCGGGCUGAUCCUGAGGCCCGUCGAACUGCAACCUUUCGACCUUCGCAUUUCUACGCAGGACAUCGGUGCCCUCCUUGCAGCUGCCAGCUCGCUAGCACGUGCCGAAGCACCCAGCGCAGAGCCCAUCGAGGAGCUGCUUCUCCGUGACCCUCAUGCACCAACGGCCCCCUCGUCUUGGUGCUUGGAGUUGGACGGCAUGGUCGGGAGAGGAGAAGGAUUUCGCACGAAGCAGGUCAUCGACUUGCAAAUCCUGGAUGAUCGCCAGCCGGGCAAGCUUCUCGAUGUCCGGAUCGGCCUGUCAUCGAUUCACACGGAGAUUCGGACUGCAACUGGUCAAGCCUCAAGCCUGCUUCUCCGCACCCAGAUGCUCGAGUUGGAGGUGGAGUCCUACAAUCGCAACCUUCGCGUCAUGGAGCCAGUGGUGCUUCCGAUCAGAUUGGACGCCGAAUACGAAGUACUUCAGGGCACAUCCUCCUUCCGUGUGAGCUCCAGGGAGAAGUUGCAUUUGGUGAUCACUCCGAUCUUUAUUCGCUUGGUGAUGCAGCUUCAGGAUGAGCUUGCCGCAGAUGUACCGACGGCGCAGCGGCAGUCAGCAUACUUGCCGCUGAUUACAGGAUUGAACCUGACUGGCACCGCCUGCGAGGUCGCAGCAGGAUGUACAUGCAUCAAACUUCCAGCAGCCAAGGAGGUGCCGCUCGAUGCACUCCUCUACAAGGACAGCGCGGAGCUGCGAAGCAGCGAGGGAGACCCGGCACUUCCGCUGAGGCUUCAUCUAAGCCGGCGCCUGAACGCUCCCUUCAUGGCAGAGCCCCGCUCCUGGCAGUGCGGCGAGUCGGAGCUCAUCGCGCAGCUGGGCCAGAACCCCGCUGCAUCCAUGGGCCAGCGUCUCCUCGUCACUUCUAGGGUUUGCUUCGCGAACUUGACGGAUGUGACACUUCAAUGGCGCUUGCUUAGGCCAGGAUCGUACAGCAGAUUGUCGGACCAUGCACCCGAGAAUGGCGAGGUCAUGGAGGUCCCGCAGCCGCUGCCGGUGGAUGCCUCUUGCCUGGGCUUUCCUGAGGGUGCGGGCGCGAAGCCAGGCGACGGAGACGGUGACUGCCUCGCGGCAAGGCAAGCAGUGUCGCUGCCGCAGAGCGCGUUGGCUGGAUCGCCUUCGGGCUCCAUGCCCUUGGCUCUUCUGCAGGUUCGGCCAGCGAGCCCAGCAGGGGCUCUGCCCGCAGAGACGUUCACAUGGAGCGAGCCGGUUCCUGUCUUCUUGCGCAGACACCCUGAGCCUGUCGUACCUGGGCGCCGAAGGAGCACCCGAAGUAGUGUUACGAGCAUAGAGUCCGGACAGGGGGACGGGGACCUGUUUCGGCGCUGCCAAAACGCCUCAGGCAGCUGUCCCUUGAGAUUCCGUGUCGUCGAGGAGGGCGGCCGGCAGACGCUUUGUGCAGAGCCACCACUGCGACUUCGCAACGGCUGCCCCGUGCCGCUCUUACUUACCUUCGAGCCAGAGCUUCACCGUGAGGAGCUGGAGACCGUUCCAGCAGGAGCAGUGCGAGUCGGUGCCCUGGCGAAAAUUUUCGAUGGGUUGGGCGGAUUCCUGGCAGUGGUCAUCGCGGCCGCUGGGGAUGCUGCAGAUGCUGAGCUGGGCGGCGGCGGUGUCGAGCUCUGUCCUGUCCGUGCAGAUUCGAACGGCUUUCUGUGGUGGGAACUGGAUGGCUCUCUCCGGCACAUCGUCCUACCACAGGGCACAAAUGCCGUGGAGCUGCGUCGUACAGAGGCGGGUGUCGGCUUUCGCUGUCUCCGUGCAGCAGCGCUGCCGGGUCGAGGUUGCCAGGUGCUGCAGCUCGGCCCCCGAGAGCCACUCCCAAUCUUCGAGUUGCCAAUGGCACCAACAAGGCUGUCAGUGGCUUUGAUUGGCCUCGGGAACGAGCGAUCGGAAUGGAGUCUGCCACUGCGCUUGCCAUCCCUGAUGCAACAGGGUGAGUUGCCCGUGCAGCGGUGGUCUUCGUCUUCUUUUGAGGUGCGAUCGUGUCAUCUCCCAGCGGAAGAAGUCUUGGAGGUGCGCUGGGCUCGAGCAAUCUUCCCGCUGAUUGCGCGGCGAAGUGCUCCUGAAACCGAAGUGGUGAUCGGAGCUCGACGAUGGUUUGUGAACAGCACAACCCUCCCCAUCCAGCUCACGCUGCCGGAUGGAUCGGCGCUGCCGCAUCUGACUGCAGGUGCGACACUUUUAGCACAUCCUCUUCACGAGGCCGAUGCUGCAGAGGCACAAAGCUGCCUGCAGAGGGUCUGUGGCCUCCGUGGAUCAGAUCCGGAUCUCAGCUCCACCAUCUCCUUAGCCUUCGGACGCGACUCUGUCAACGUCCAGCUGCCAGGCGCCGGUGGCUUCGAGGAUGUCUUCUUCCCCAGCGGAGAGGACUGCGUCCUACGUGAAGAGGGCAUAGCUCUCGCCAUGACAUUCGGGCUGGAUUGCAGCCUUGUCUCUCUGGUACCAGCGCUAGUUGUCUUCAACUGCUCGCCACAGCAGGUUGGUUUUUUAUGGAAUGGGCAGGCGCCUGCCCAAGCCGAAUGGCUCAAUGCGGGCCAGCGCAAAGCGCUGCGCGUGCCCAUGGAGCUAAGCGAGGAAAGCAGCCGCAGUCUGCUGCUGCCGGUGGCCAGGGACGCCGCACCCGAGCGGCCAAAGUUACAGGUCCUGGUCAAUACACAGCAUAACGAGCUGCUGAUUUCGCCUCCCUUUGCAGUCGAUCGUGCUGCUGCAGGCUGCAGUGCCGCCAUGUCACUGCCCUCCUCUGCCCGCCCGGAAUUAUGCCGGGUGGCCGUCGACGAGGCCUUUGGGGCUGUCGCUGUAUCCGUAGCCGGCCGAGAACGCUGCCACCGGCUGACCUGUGAGGAGGGUUUGGAGGCUUAUGUUGACACGGCCCCGGCCGAUGUAGCGCGCAGCGGUGGCAGCAUUUAUUUCGGCGUGGCAGAGCCAUUUGAAAGCUCAUCCUCUGUCGUCCUGGUGUUGCAGAGACCGGGGCCUGGCAUAGCACGGGUUGACGUAGGUCUCAGUCGGAACAACACCCAGGCCAUUCCUGCAACUUCGUCACUGGGGGUGCCAGCGCGAGUGGAUGUUAGCGUCAAGGAGCAUGUUGCGACGGUGUUUGUCUCUCUGGGCCAUGGACGAGUGGACGAGGAGGCUGCACAGUCCGAGACGCUCCAUGAGCUGCAGCUAGGGGGCCUUACGCUCUCCCUGGCGGAAGCUCCUGGCCUGCAGGAGGGUCUGUUGAUGGGUUACAGCCCCGAGACGAUCUCUGUCGCGUUGGACGGUUUCCAGGUGCGGUUGCGACGAUUCGCCAACGAUAGCGAAGAGUUCAAAAUCCGCAUCGACGCCGUGCAAGUGGACCUGCGCCCAAAGAAGGCGCGGGAUCCCCAACCGCUGGUUCUCCUGGCCUCAAUACCACGCCGAAGAGCGCUGCCCUUCCUCCGCUGGAGCUCCCUGCGUCGUGCCUGCAGCGAUCCCGCGGAGUGGCGCUUUGGUCUUUGUCGCCUCGAUUUGGGUCCGGCAGAGGUCACUGUGACAGAAGCGGUCUGGCAGGAGGUCGGCCGCUUCCUCGACCAGGCCGCCUCUGGCCCCCGCGGACUGGGCCCGCAGGAGGUGGCUGCGCGGGUUGGAAAGGAGCUGCCAGCAGUGCCUCCGACAAGCGGGCAACGACUGCAAGUGGAGCAGUUCAGUGUCGAGGCGGUGAGCCUCAAAGUUUGGUGCUCGCUCUACCUUCCCGAGGCCACGUUCCUUCCUGCUGCCUUUCGCGCGGCUGUAGAAUUCUUGGGCCUCGGGACUGAGACACUGGUGGUGGAGGGAGCGAAGGUCCGAGUAGCUGCACAACCCUGGCUCGUCGGAAGAGGUGGGCGACACCUUAUGGGCUCUGUGUCCUCUGUCUUGGACAGCCUGUCGCGAGCAUAUCUUCCACAGGUGCGGAGGUCAAUAUUCUCCCUCGUUGCCAACUCCAAUGCGGCCCUUGGUGGCCUCCUUGGAUUGCGUUGCUGGCGUCGGCUUUUCGGGUGUGCUCGGCGCCAGACUGUCCGCAGCGUGAGACCUGAGCUUUGUGCCCUGGGCGCGGAUGGUGCUGUGCGUGCUGCUGAUGGCCGCGGUGCUGAAGGCUCCUGGUUGUCGCAGGUGGACGGCAGCAUCGCUGCAAACCCGCCAGAGACGACAUGCGGCCGUUUCGUCGGGUCCUUCUCUCAGAUGCCUUCGAGCAACGCCAUGUCGCGGGUCAGACAGUUCCUUGUGGGGUCGGCGCUGUCCGGCAUCACGGGCGCCUUCAUGCUAAAGAUGCACGAAAUGUCGACCAAUCAGAUUGCUUUCUAUUUGCGGGCCGUGUCAUCCGGAAGCCAAACUUUCGAGCAGUUCAGCCACCAGGGCUCUCUUCUUGCAGCUUUUGUGGAUGCGCGAGCAUGGAAUAGGUUGGUUCUGGAUGUGCACGGCAAAGUAUUGGAGUUCUGGCCUCAAGAAUAG
This is a messenger RNA of Symbiodinium necroappetens, 8130 nucleotides long. The record is from the annotation of a GenBank genome assembly. Lineage: Eukaryota; Dinophyceae; Suessiales; Symbiodiniaceae.